GAUUUCGAAGUUCUGAACUGAAGAUCAAUAACAUUAACAAAGAAUUACCUAAAUAAUACUGUGAGAAGAGCGCAAGUUUAAGAUUAAGUGGGUGAAAUAUAAAACGGUACCACGAAUUUUAUACGAUUUUUCGCAAACAUGGUACAAAAAGGGCCAAGACCACUGGUGCUUUGCGGGCCAUCCGGAUCUGGAAAAAGCACUCUGCUUAAACGUCUACUUAAUGAUUUUCCGGACAAAUUCGGCUUUAGUGUGUCGCAUACCACGAGAGCACCACGUACGGGUGAAAAGGAUGGUAUACAUUAUCAUUUCACUAAUAAAGAUGAUAUGAUAGCUGCCAUUGAAAAAGGGGAAUUUAUAGAAACUGCAACAUUCAGUGGAAAUAUGUAUGGAACAAGUAAACAUGCAGUUGAAGAAGUUCGACGUACAGGCAAGAUCUGUGUUCUUGAUAUUGAAAUGGAAGGAGUUAAACAAGUAAAAUGCACGGAUUUGGAUCCACUUUUAGUGUUUGUAAUGCCCCCAUCAAUUGAAGAACUCGAAAGACGACUUCGUCGGCGUAACACGGAUCCGGAGAACGCUUUAAGAAAGAGAUUGGCAACUGCGAAACGGGAAAUUGAAUUUGGUCAACAGCCUGGGAAUUUCCAUGUUAUCAUUCUCAAUGAUAAUUUGGAUAAAGCAUAUUUAGAGCUUUGUGAAUUUAUUGCUAAGAAUGUUCCAGAUAAAGGAGAAGUGUUCUGAGGGCUAUAAGCGCAAGAUUGGAGAAAACACAAGACCUCUUGUCAUAAUAUUUUUUUAUGUCAACAUUAUAAUAUAUCAGUAAAUAUUUUGUUCCCAGCAAUAAUAUUAAAUCAUCAUUUGAAAUUAAUUUUGAGGCUGAAAAAUAUCUUUUUAAAAUUCAGACCAUUCCAAUGUAUGUAAUGUAAAUGUAUAUUAAUUUCUGCAUUUUAAAUAUAUUAUAAACAUAAUUAAUUGCAAGGAAUUAUAAAUAAAAAGAUGUUGAUUGUUAGUCUCUCUAUUGGAUGUUAAUAAAUGUAUUG
Messenger RNA from Parnassius mnemosyne (clouded apollo), 1034 nucleotides. The record is from the annotation of a GenBank genome assembly. Lineage: Eukaryota; Metazoa; Arthropoda; Insecta; Lepidoptera; Papilionidae.